UGCAUCUGUUCUGUCUCUGAAGGUGAGCCAUGUCCAGUUCAGCCUCCCAGUGGACUCCUCAGCGUCCUUUUCUCCUCCUUUUGGCGUUUUGCUUCAUCUCCCUUUUCAUCUCGUACAAGGCCGACAUCACCUACCCCGAUUUAGGAAGAGUUGGUCAGUUUUGUCCUGCCUUCCUGUGUGCAGAGAGAGCACAGAGCCAUGACUCAAUCCCCAGCAACUCCACAGAGCUCCUCAAUAAAUCACAUUCAGGUCCGACCGAGAAGCUCCAGGCGGCAGCAGUGGACGCUGAGCCCGACACAGUUGUGCUGGUCUGGAUGUGGCCGUUUGGCUUCAAAUUUGAACUCAACUGCGACAUUUUCAAUUUCACAAGAUGCCACUUAACAGAUGACAAGGAACUUUACCAGAAGGCCCACGGGGUGGUCUUCCACCACAGGGAUAUACAUGGAAGUUUAGAAAACAUGCCCAAAGGGCCACGCCCCGUUUUUCAGAAAUGGGUUUGGUCAAAUAUGGAGUCGCCCACCAACUCAGGUAAAAUCACUGGACUGAAUGAGCUUUUCAACUUGACAUGCAACUAUCGGCGUGAUUCAAGUAUCCCAGUGCCUUAUGGGUAUCUGUAUCCCGUGACCUCUGCAGAGGAGAGUUUCAAAUUGCCAGCAAAGGACAAGUUGGUGUGUUGGAUUGUGAGCAACUUUAGGUCGAAUAUGAAGAGAGUUCAGUACUACAAUGAACUGAAGAAACACGUAACGAUUCAUGCUUAUGGGAGAGCCUUUCAAAAACCUAUUGGUAAUGAAGACUUUGUAAAAAUAAUUUCUGCUUGUAAAUUCUACCUCUCCUUUGAGAACUCCUUCCACAGAGAUUACAUCACAGAGAAGUUCUUUAAUCCUUUGACUUGGGGAAGUGUUCCGGUAGUUAUGGGUCUCGCCAAGACACGUGUAUGA
Molecule: messenger RNA, 938 nt
Organism: Gasterosteus aculeatus aculeatus (three-spined stickleback)
Lineage: Eukaryota; Metazoa; Chordata; Actinopteri; Perciformes; Gasterosteidae
Source: RefSeq, a predicted model, not a curated record